Molecule: messenger RNA, 2599 nt
Organism: Lentinula edodes (shiitake mushroom)
Lineage: Eukaryota; Fungi; Basidiomycota; Agaricomycetes; Agaricales; Omphalotaceae
Exons: 2
Source: RefSeq, a predicted model, not a curated record
UUAUGUCAUACUUUACCACCGUUCGAUCACAAGGUUCAUUUACGCGUAAAUUGAAUCCACAGUACAUAGUCGGAAUUCCCGUUGACAACCUCGAACCAAUACGCCUUCAAGUUCGUGGAACUCUGUACAACGUUCACGGCAACAAGUGCAACCUACACUGCGACAAAUUUGGCCCUCACAAUCAUAUUGUUUCUGUGAUCUUCGCGAUGUCCGAUGUCAGUGGCUCUCGUUCAAAGCCGACCACUCGAAGUUCAAUUCGACAGUCGUUGAACUUUGCUUCAGUGGGCAAGGCCUUUGCAGAUGUCAUGAACAAGGAGAGGAACGAUUCAACCAAGAAGACCGGAAAGGACGUGAACAAAACUGGUGGGCUCAAACCACGAGCCUCGCUUGACACCAGGCCUUCGCCUCCCCCUUCUAAACGACCACGUACACCAGACUCCAAGACCAUAACUGCACGUCGAAGAAGCUCACUUGCCGCUGCUUCUCUUUCGACACGAAAUUCCGCGGACGAACCCUCCGUUGCUCCUUCGAAAACAACCCCCCAAUCUUCAGUUCCAGCGCGGUCUUCUGCCCUUCGACCCCGUCCUGGAUCCUCUUCCAAUCUUCCAAAAUACAGACCUAAGUCUAUCAUAGUUGAGAACGGAAAGAAGCCAAGUUCUCCUGGCUUGUCCGGUUCUAGGAAACGUACAUCGACAUCUGACGACGAGGACAAGACAUCCUCCGGUGAUAUGGCAGUUGAUGCUUCCUCACAGAGGAGAAAAUCCCGGCCUAUCAGUCCGCUUCCUCAGCGUGCGGCUGCCAAAACGAAAAUGAGCGGUAACAACUCCAAAUCUAAUACUCCCAAACCCGAAUCCUCACCCUUGGUUCGGAAAGCAUCUCCAAAUCGGAUGGUAAAGGCCGUCAAGGCCGCAAGUACCAUUCCUAGGCCGUCAUCAGCAUCCUCAUCCUCCUCGUCCUUUUCACCACGAACACCGAAAGCGUCUCCAGGCAAAGAAGGCUCAGUUCACUCCGCACUCCCUGAAUCCCCGCUCGUACGCCAUGUGCGGCAGAGGUCAAAGGCAGAAACACCUCCUGCACAAAACCCGGGAAACAUGUCUCAUAUAACCGAAGCUGAUAGCGACGACGAAGAAGAUGAUGUGGAGAUCAUGUUGGCUCCUAUAGCAGCACCAGGAGCACCUACGCCUGCCAUGCCGAGGUUGCAAACCAUGCGUAAUCGUUCGAGACUUGUACCAACCACUCCCUCCAAACCAUUACUUCCGAUUCAUUUCGAACCACCUGAGGCCUCGUCGACUCCGCCUAAAAAUCAAGAUAGUCCUUCCUUCCUCCGACCAAACCCUUCACCAGGUAGCGACCGCAGCCUCCGUGGUGGUUCUAUCCUAUCGUGGGAACAGUUAGCUUCAGAAGCUUCGCGGACGAUCCCUGUCGACGAAUUGGGGACCAUGCUUUCCGACAUGUCGGCUCCAUUCCAACCGGGACCUCUUUCGCCGAUGCCUACAGGGAAUGGAAAUGGGUCUAUGUUACUAGAUGUGAACUUCCAAAAUAUACCUUCGAGCCCUGGUCUGAGUGCAUUUAAUUCACCUAGUGGAUAUGGCUCGAUUUCGCAGGUCCUCCUACCUAAUGCCACCCCAUCACCAGCCUUUCCGCGUCAUUCAUAUUCACACAGCCAGAGGCAACACAAAGAAUCAGAUGGACCAGCAGUCGACACUGCUAUUGCCACCCUCCUCCGUUUACAAUUGUCAUCUGCAGAAAAUACAGCCAAAGAACGGCUGAUGAGAUUGCAGGAGCUGGAGGAAGAAAUACACAACCUCAAACAGACUCGCACGCAUGAAACUGAAGUGUUAUCACAGCAGGUGUCUAUCCUUGAAUCACAGCUGAAAAACAGUCUUGAGGCUCGAGAACGAUCGGAAGGGGAGCAGUUCGCUUAUACGGCGUCGUUAGAAGAGCAACUGCGAUACACGGAAGUGCAGCAAAGACAAGUCGUUCGUGAGGCGGUUGAGAGUGCGCGGCAGCAUGCCGAAGCUUCGUUACGGUCUACCGUAGAGUCGCAGAAUCGCAAAAUGAAUGCAGCAUGUGCUGCUUCUCUGGCUGCUCGAGAGUGGAGAAGUGUGCAAGAGCAAUGUGAAAGUGAGCUAGACGUUUUGGCGGCAGAUAGGGACACAUUGGCAUUAUUAUUCGGAGAGCUGGACCUCGUCCGACAGCAAUUGUUAAUUGCAUGAAUGCCAUUUCCAGUAUGUUCUGCUUGCUUUUCCUUUGUCUUCGCAUUUGAUUCACCUCAGCUUAUUAAGUUUCCACAAUCUUUCUAUGCAUGUAUAUACCCAGACCUAUUAAUACCUGUACCUACAUGUGUAUACCUAUCGACUUGCUCGUUCAUCUCUGUUGAUUUUAGUUAGAUUCAUAUGUAAUCUCCUUGCUUUAUGAUACGUGAUAGUAACACUGAGCGGCGCGAUGAGAUUGUGCCUCAUCGUUUCUCAAAAGACUGCUGUUAUAUAUGGCAGCGAUACUUCAUCACCAAAAGGUAAAUCCCCUGGACCAGUGCCUGUUGAAUCUCAAGAUGAACCUUGGCUUAAACUUCCGGGUUCGUAAGCAUUGCCAAAGAUUG